Messenger RNA from Porites evermanni, 4985 nucleotides. Lineage: Eukaryota; Metazoa; Cnidaria; Anthozoa; Scleractinia; Poritidae. The record is from the annotation of a GenBank genome assembly.
AUGUCACUUUCGCUGUGUUUCAGCGCAAUUCUUCUCCUGGCCUCGCAACGUUCGCAAGCUUAUACAACACGGGGACACUGCCAACCUGUGCCGAAUUUUUGUAGGAAUUUGACGAAUGGCGAAGGCUACUCUUUAAUGCGGCUCCCGAACGCGUUCAACAAUUAUCAACUGGAUGAAACAGUCCGAGCAAUCAGCGCUUGGAAUCCUCUUGUUGGCCGGUGCCAUGCAGGCCUAAAGCUCUUCCUCUGUGCGAUUUACGCGCCAAUUUGUCUUCAUGACAAAGAAAGCGGCAAAGAAGUUACCAUCAAACUGUGCAGGUCAUUUUGUUUAAACGUGAAAGGAAGCUGUGAGCCGGUGAUGAAACAGAACAAUCAUAGCUGGCCUCUUCACGACGCCUUUAACUGCUCGCAGUACGUGGAUAACUCAAUGUGUGUCCGAGAAGACUUCAUUUCUGCACCGACGACCCCCAAGACGCCGACGACGACGCCGACAACGAAAACAGGUCUGUACCGCUAAAUGGACGAUUACAUCGCAUUAGUGUUUGCAGCUUAAUUUGUAGUUAUUACAAAGCAACAUGAUCAAAAGAUUACGACCAAGGAAUUCUUGAAUCAAAUUGGUUCUGUUAAGUACAAGGCAAUUUAAAUACCAACAGAGUUUUACUUUGAAGAUCUGUUUUAUUCUUUUAACUAUUUACAGCGAAACGAUCAUCCCUCUUUUGAUGUUUUGUUUCUCCUAUCUACCCGCAAACACUUACAACACAGCGGUUGCUAUGAUUACAUUAUUAGGUAUUUCCUACGGAAAGGGCGCGAGUUUAGGUUGUACCCAUUGGAAUGCUUUACGCCUGUAUUCUAUAUCGAUUAAUCCUACAAACAUUGGUUUGAUUUGUUAUUUCUACAGUCAAGAAUGACAUCUGUGAUCCAACUUUACAUUCUGAUGACCACCUACUUGAAAAGGCUUGUUCAAGUGAUUUAGGUAAGACCUGUUAACAACUGUCAUUUCUAGUCUCCUAGACAGGCUAACUUUAGCUUAAAAAAGACACACACAAAACCAGGAAUACAGAUUUCCGGUCUACGAAAUUCCUGUGAUGGUGUUUACACUUGAUUCUUCAAAACGGGCCAUGAAAGGAGGGAUGCAUUUUUUUUCUUUUUGUGAUUAGGCUUGAAGUCAUCAACAUAAUUGAACGCGAGCGUGGGAUGGCAAAUUUGUCGCCUUUAAUCUUAAAAGAGGUGUCAAUGACCAUCGAAACGACGGGACAAUUUUGACACCCGCGGAUGAUUUCAUAGACCACCAAAAGUGGAAAUUGCCUUUCGGUAUCUUCCGAGUCCUACAUAGUCAACCUUGAAAAUUCAGACUAUGUUUAAGGCCCAGAAAUUAGCCUUUUUUCUAACGUAAAGCCUCAAUCACCUAAUUGUUAUUCUUUGCAAGCUACGCAAUGACAAAAGAAUCCCUAUUUUUAAAUUCGUUGGUGUAUAAUUAGAGUCGUGCAAAUAUGCCUAGUUAACAAGGAGCACAUGGAAAAACAAACCUAAAGGUGAAAUUAAAGUGUCUCGCACAAAGUUUUCACUUGUUUGGAUACACACUUCAUAAGCACCGCAUAGGGCAAUGACAGAUUGGUUAUUAGUUAAGUAAACGUCAUUUAUUACUAAUGACCAUAUUCAUUACACGUCUGUCAAUGGAACGUUCUUUGAAUCGGGCUGCAGGUUUCCUAAGUAAUACCUAGGAAUUGAGGUCUUUUACUGUGCGCUUCAGGGACAAAUAUUCAGCAUUCCAGAAAUGAGUCAUAUCUUGGUAUUGAUUCUCCCAACCUACUGUAAUAUGCUCACUUAAUCCAAGCUGUCAGAGUUUUGUUAAUAUUAAAUUGUCAAACACUCCAUACACGCUCAAUCAAUGCCCUCACCCGGCCGGUCUUCGAGAAGAACAGAACUAAUAUUAACAUAAGAUGAUAUAACUGCUGUUGAGAGAGACAUUAAAUUUAGAACGUCAGGUAAAAAAUAGACGCUUGUAGUGUACCCGGUGUAGGAGGUGUUCAACAUCUCUUAUUUCCUUUGCCUCAAGCGUGAAGUACAAGAAGGGGAAGAUGUCGUACACGUGCGCACAAGCGAGAGUCCAUCGAUUCAGAGCUGAGAGACACUUUAUUAAAGCAUAGCGCCAUUAACGGAUAAAUCAACAUCCAGUGGAUAAGCUUUACAAAAAGGAACAUUGUCCAUUGGAAAAGAGAUUUGGCUAUGUAGAUAACACUGUCCACCCUUUGAACAACUGGAUCCUGAUGUUUUUCGGUGAUUUUUGUUUAUCGGAGAGUCUUGUCUAAGGCGUUUUUACUGUCAAUAAUGUACAAAUAGCGAAAACAAUACUACUUCAGGUACCUUCAGUUUUAUUUGCUCUAUGCGAAACAUUUAUGAGUAGAACACACAGCUGGAUUUUGUUUAGAAUACCACCUUAAAUUAGUUAGCAAUAUCAGUGCUUGAGAUCUUUAAAUUUCGAAGUUUCAGCUAAAUAUAACCACAUUUAUUAAGAGAAUAGCCUAAGUAAGUAUUUAGAUAUCCUAAGGUAUCCAUUGGAAGACUCUUUUUGACUGGCCUUCCAGUAAGCGGGCACUCUUUUAGCAAGGUAUUGCCCGUCCUAGUUACUUAAACCAAACAUGUCUUGAGCCCUGAGAAAAGAUAAACCCUCUCUCAUCACGACUUGACUAAGGCUUCCAAUUCAAACUAGCACUCUCCAGCGAGAUAGUCUUAAGGAAGGAUGACCCAUCCUAUCCUCAGACUUUCCACGAUUUUACUGGCUUUCCUGAGUGUGAACUACGUUUGUAACCGCAUUUUUUAAGCUUCACUUAUGUACAGAGGUGCACUUGUUACAUUGUGAAAUCGAGUUUAUUGACUUAUUACGUUGAAUUGAAGUGGCAUUAUUACUGAACCUCUCUAUGGGUACCGGUACUGACGUCGUUUUCGUCGCGCGUUUUCCGUUUAAAGAGGGAAUAAACGACUUGUAUUUAUCAACGGGCACCCACACAGCAAACACGUAAACCAGUACUUUAAAUUUUGAUUAUCGUUUUUUACUGAUGUUUUAACUGUGUUUCAAUAAAGUAUGUCUGACGUCUAUGCCUAUCAAAUCGUCGGUUUUUCUAUGAAAUCGUCACAUCUUAAGAAUUGUCAGUUUGUGUCGAAAGACUGCUAGCAAACUCGGGUAACCACGGCGACGACGACGGAAACGAGUUAAUAAAAAAGUAACAAGUUUGAUAAGCAAAAAAAAAAAAAAGCUCUGAACGUUGACAGAUUUCUUUGCCGUAGAGAGUUUUAUUGCUGUUUCAAAAAACCAAUGUGGUCUCUUAAUGUAGGGGUGUGAAAACCGUUAAGAAAAUGUUAUUUAUCAAUGAAGGUAUUUAAAAAUGGAAUCAUGUUACAAAAAUACAAAUUAAGAUUAGUAUUUUCUCUUAACCAACUAACUCUUUUACUUUGAAAAAGCCUAGGCGUGAUCGAAUACUGCUUAGUGAAGCAACCUCAUUUUUGUUUGAUCAUCAUGUUAUCCUAUCAUUUUGCUUUUUGGUUUACACCUUUGGGGAGGCGGAUCGGGUGGUAAAACAAGAUUUUCAGUCGUUUAAAUCUAUUCAUUUGUUUGUCAAUCUGUGUUAAACGAUUAAAAAGUUUCAAAACUUUAUUAGAGCUCGUAAGCGAGUUUAUCUAAUGAUUGUGUUAUUUAUUUUAUUUUGCAGCUAUAAGAGCUGACGUAACUUCUAUGAAAGACGCAAAAGUCGCAGACUCUUAUACAGUUCUCAGACUCAAGCCGCGGCACAAGAGAACGUCACGGAAAUCAAGAAAAGAGAAGGAUUUUCCUGAUCGGGUACUGAUAAACGAAAACCUCUGCUCCAAUUUGCGAAACAGAGUGAAAACAGACAACAAAAACGGUUAUCUGAUUUUUCUCGAAAAACGAUCAGGAAAGAAGACCAAGUAUAUCGUCAAACUUAUUCUUCCAUUUAGAAACAGGCGUCAUAAAAGACUGGUGAAGAAAAAUCUCUGUAAACCGAAUUAAAGAGUUUUGAGUCACUACAGAGAAAAAAUACAACGAAUCAGAAACAGCUGCAAGGAAACUUGUAGAUGACGCUGACAGCAGCUAAUCAUUCGUAGAUUAAAAUACAAUUUUAUUUCAGUUUUGUAUGACAUCAUCUCGGCCUUUAUCAACUACACUUUGUGUUUGGCCUUGGACAUUUUUUUUAUCAUUUAGAGAAGUUCAUAUUAUUUGUAUGGGCGAAGAUUAGAUUAUUGGAUGAAUGGGUUAUUACGUCUUGUAUAGACUCACACUAUUACGUAAUUUACUGAAUAGUCAUCCUUCAAGACACAAAUGGUACUAUUAUAAAGGAAAUAAAACUCAUUCAGUCAAAAGUUAAAGAAGCCUUUCCAUUUAAAAUAAGUAUCUUUCGUUAAAGAACUUCCAGAAUUUAGCAGACAGUCCAAUACAGCUAAUGAAAUGUUGAUGUCCCUUACUUUGUUUUACAGUACAAUAGUUCGGGAUCUUGGAAUGCUUGUUAUGAGCUCAUUGUUUUGUGUAUUUACAAUAUUGCAUAUGCUUGAAUUAUGAGUGACUCGUUCAUGUGUUUGUGGAUUAUAUCUGUUAUGUAUUCAGGAGCCAGCUUAUAAUGUAGAAAAUUCUAGGAAUCGUUAGCACCUCGUCUUGUUAAUUAAUCAACUUUCAACUGAACCAUUAUAUAACGACUGGCCUCAACGAUAGUAUUUCAUAUGGAAAAGAAAGUCGAUAUAACUGGACUUCAUCAGUUAUAGCGAAUUAAAUUUUUAUUUUGCCAGUCUGUUGGCCUUUUGAUUUUUGAGGUUACAUUGUGGACUGUUCAUCUUUCACAGUUUAAGCAGUUAGUUAUAAAUCUGAGUUUUGUAACAUCUCACAAUUUUAGCGAUUCAAAUCUUGGAAUUGCUAUUAUUUUUAGUAUCCAAGAUAGUUAGGUUUUAGAUGAAAUCCUCGUAUAUAGCUAUUGAUUCCAA